Molecule: messenger RNA, 1075 nt
Organism: Musa acuminata subsp. malaccensis (wild Malaysian banana)
Lineage: Eukaryota; Viridiplantae; Streptophyta; Magnoliopsida; Zingiberales; Musaceae
Product: probable BOI-related E3 ubiquitin-protein ligase 2
Molecular function (GO): ubiquitin-protein transferase activity
Source: RefSeq, a predicted model, not a curated record
AUGGCCGUGCAAGCGCAGUAUCCCACCAACGCUUUCUCCCCCGAUUUCCGCAACCGAGCUCUGGAUGAUGUACAAAUGAUGCAAGACCCUCGCGAUCUCCUGCAACUCCAUGGCGGCGGGAUUGGUGGCCUCGGGAAGCAGGAACACCAAAUCUUGAACGCCGGCGUCGGGUUCAGCGGUCGGCAGAGCGAGUUCACGUGCAAUGCAUCCGGGUCCAGGAAGCGUGCGCGGGAAGAUUCCAUGGCGCUUCCCAUCCUCCACAACCCGGCCCUCUCGCCGCUCAUCCCUAUCCCCGGCGUCCUCCUGCAGAGCCGGUCGCUCGAGUCCGGUGCAACUUCCACCAGCGGUCGACAUGUUCCGUCGUCGCAAGCCGUGUCUCCCGUUCGCGAUCUCGUCUCCCUUCUCCUCCAACAGAACCUGGAAAUCGACGCCCUCGUCCGCGUGCAGAGCGAGAGGUUGCGGACUGGAUUGGAGGAGGCGCGCAAGAGGCAUUGCCGGGCGCUACUCUCGAUGUUGGAGCAGCAGGCGGCGAAGCGCCUGAUGGAGAAGGAAGCCGAGCUGGAGACGGCGAGCCGGCGGAACGCGGAGUUGGAAGAGCACGUGCGGCAGCUGAGCGAAGAGAACCAGAUGUGGUUCACCAUGGCCAAGAACAACGAAGCCAUCGCGUGCGGCCUGCGGACGAGCCUGGAGCAGGCCCUACUCCAGGGCGCCUCCGCUGCCGCCGGCCACGAACGGUGCGGCGACGGAGACGGCGGCGGGGCGGCGUUCCCGGCCGACGACGCGCAGUCGUGCUGCUUCGAGGUGCAAGAGCGGCGCAAGGCCUGCAAGGCGUGCGGGGAACGGGACGUGUGCGUUCUGCUGCUCCCCUGCAGGCACGUUUGCGUAUGCAAGGACUGCGAGUCGAAGACCGACACGUGUCCCGUCUGCGGCUCCACCAAGAACGCGUACCUCCAAGUCUUCAUGUGCUGAUGAAAGCGGCUCGCUCCGGCUUCGUCGUCCCUUGUUUAGGGUUUCGCCGGCCGGCCGGCCGGGUCGAGUGGCGUGGGAUCUGUUAAUAUUGUUACCCUGUUGUUUU